AUGGCCCCGGCAAACCCCCGCAAACGCAAAUCAGACGAAAUGGAGGACCCUCCUCGCGCCACCACGCCUACGGGGCGUUCUGCACCGAAGAAGAUGAGAAUCACAAACUCGCAAAAGCAGGCCUUGAUCGAUAAUCUGCAACUCGAAAUAACGGAACGUGCCCGUCAACUGCGCGCAGGAUAUGCGCUUCAAUGCGCCGACCUUCGAGCCAGAAUCGAAAGACGGGUCAAUCGCAUCCCCAUCUCAAUUCGAAAAAUGACCAUGGGGGAAUUGAUGGAACAACACGAGGCCGCCAAAUGGACCCAGGCCACUCCUCGACAAUCACCCUCCAAACAAGCCGUCCCGGUUGACGUUGCCGUGUCCAAGGAAAGACCGCUGCCACCGCUGCCUCAACAAGAAACAACCCAUCCAUCGUCGCCCGCCCGACCGCGGUCUCAACCCACAGCCACGAGAAGCCGGAAACGCCAGAGUCCGAGGAUACGAAUUGCCGCGGAUCAAGAGAAUGAAACAGCCGAAGCUCCAGACACCCUUCCCAUAGCAAAAAACAACAACAAACGCGGCAAAGCCGCACCCGCCCGAGCAGCUCCAAGAACCGCAAAACAGACAUCGGUCUUAUCUCCGAGAUCCCACAACUCCAGAACUCUGCCACGUUCUCCUGUCAAAGACCGCGCAGCGGGCUCUACCUCUCCUGCGAAGAGCGUGAUUACCCGACCCGUCUCUCCGCUGAAACCAGCCUCACCGCUCAAGACCGCUGCAACCGCAGCUACCUCCGCCAUCUCAGCUUCCGUCCAUGGCAUGAUCGAGCAUGCCAAGCGGGGCACCGCAUCGAAAAUGACUCGCACGGCGUCCAAGGAGAAACCAACCACAACCACGACGCAGGGCCCAAUGCUCCCACCACCACGGCCGUUACCCAGCGCACCAUCUUCGCCACAACGCGCCUUCAGCCAAGCCAGCACCCACAGCGCCUCGACGGACGCGUCCACGGCGUCGGGUCGUACCACGGUGGUGAAGCCAAAGCGCGGUCGCGCCGCAGCAGCAUCCGCUGCACCGAAGAUCGCGGAGCAAAAGAGCCCCAAGACCGCCAAGAGAGGUGUGGCGAAAGCUGCGAAUGCAGCGAAGACCACCUUGACGAGGAAUACAACCACGGCCAACAAGAAGGUGGUAGUUGCUGAACCCGCUGCCGGACGGAGGGUUCUAAGGAAGAGAACUUGA
Molecule: messenger RNA, 1212 nt
Organism: Rhinocladiella mackenziei CBS 650.93
Lineage: Eukaryota; Fungi; Ascomycota; Eurotiomycetes; Chaetothyriales; Herpotrichiellaceae
Exons: 2
Coding region: 1-1212 (403 amino acids)
Biological process (GO): mitotic sister chromatid segregation
Cellular component (GO): chromosome passenger complex; chromosome, centromeric region; spindle midzone
Source: RefSeq, a predicted model, not a curated record